Ruditapes philippinarum (Manila clam) is the source of this 14326-nucleotide messenger RNA. RefSeq lists its product as uncharacterized. Gene Ontology annotation, biological process: homophilic cell-cell adhesion; motor neuron axon guidance. Bases 90 to 12437 code for a protein of 4115 amino acids. The record is from RefSeq and is a predicted model, not a curated record. Gene Ontology annotation, cellular component: membrane. The transcript is spliced from 34 exons. NCBI's taxonomy places the organism in Eukaryota, Metazoa, Mollusca, Bivalvia, Venerida, Veneridae. Gene Ontology annotation, molecular function: calcium ion binding.
UUGUUUACAAAGGUAUUUCAAAAAUACGACCGUUUUAUCAAAUAUCAUAUUUCUUCAGUUUCGUUUAAAAUGGGCUGGUGUUGAGGUGAAUGACUAUGAAUGUCUUUUCAUUUGUGGUAUUGAGCUUUGUUUUAUGUGGUGGGAGUUAUGCACAGUCUGAGCAGAGUUGCAACACUGCAUUGACACCUUUGCUACGUGACGAUCAGUUCUCAGCGUCAUCUGAAUACAACACAAAACAUAACGCAAGUGCAGCUAGGAAGGAUGGUGAGGGAUGGAGCGCAUCACACGGCGGGAUCUAUGAAUAUCUCAAAGUGGAUCUAGAGUCGAUCAGGGAAAUAUCAUCACUUGAUGUACAAGGUUCGAGCAUAGGCUGGUAUCCUAGAUCGUUUAGGGUAAGCUACAGCAAUGAUGGAUAUGUUUGGACCGGCUACAACACGCGCCUGUCUAAUGACGUCAUGGGAGAGAUCUUCUUUCGGAAGGAUUCGGUCACAACAAUACAAUUUGAUCCAAUUAUAAAGGCACGGUACAUUGUAAUAAAUCCGGUGACAAAUUACGGCUAUGCUGCCUUACGUAUAGAACUAUACGGUUGUCAAAGUAUGGAUCCACUGCCAAAUGUAUUCACAAACAUUCAAAGUGGGAUAGAGGUCAAUACUACAUGGAUUCCAAAUCAGAGCCCGAUCCUUAUUUCUGGUAGCAUUGCAGUGAGAUCUUCUGCCGUCCUCAACAUACAAGCAGGUGUCAAGGUCAUAUUCAUAUCUGAAACGGCUGCUAUUGACGUUUAUGGUACAUUAUCUGUUGAAGGUAUUCAAGGUUUACCUACUUUGUUUAGUUCCAAUCAUCCGUUGUUGAGUAAUAAGGCAAAAUGGAUGGGCAUCAGACAAGGCGCUGGAGGUCACAUACAAAUGAAACAUGCACUGAUUAGACAAGCAGUAACUGGUCUUCAAGGAAACGGUAGCAGCGUGAAAAUAGCUAACAGUGAAAUUCACUCAUGUACAGUUGGUAUACGGCUUGCUGGUGGUAUAGCAGAAAAUGUUUCCGAUAGUGACACUAUACAAGAACAUGACCUGUCCUUAUUGAAUGUCAAUGUUCACCACAAUAAAGAUGGCGUUCUUGCUCAUGGAGAUAUUUCUAAACCUGUCCUAAUCUUUUUAUAUUGCAAUUUUGAUUACAAUGACGACAAUGGAAUUCUUGUUAGCAAUUGGGACAUCUCCGAUCAAUCACUUAUUUGGACAAAUUUGUAUAUCAUUAACUGCAGUAUCAGCAACAACUUCGAUUAUGGCAUUCAAAGCACUCAGAGGAUUGUUAGCAACAUUUACAUUAAGAAUUCGACACUUAGUAAUAACCAAUAUUCCGGUGUUUAUAUUAGUAGAUACAAUUCUAGGAUUGCCAAAGAAACAUUGAUUGUAACAGAUUCGUAUUUUGUGAAAAAUAGGAAUGAUGGUAUUCAUGUUACCUGUUAUCAAUGCAAACCUAGCGCACUUAGUUUUCAUAACAAUGUUUUCAGUGAGAAUGUAGACAAUGCUAUAGAACUUAAUCUUAGGGUGCAGUCGACAGGCGGUAUCAGUGGCUUAUCAAUAAGUAACAAUAGGUUUGAACGCAAUGGUAAUAGAGAUAUAGUUGCCUAUCUAGGAAAUUAUGUCAUUGCUUACAUCCUUAACAACUACUUUGCUAAGUCGCGUACUUCCAUGAAGGUGACUGGAAACAUUUUGACUGAUACAGAGGUUUGUUAUAUGUUUGGGAACGUGUUCAAUGAGCAUUCGUCCACUUAUGAUGAGUCUGUCUUAGAGGUUGAAGGCGUAACGGCAACAAUAUCAAACACAACUUUUGCAAAUAGCUCAAUACGUACCUUGGUACGGUUUAAAGAUGGUUUCGGUCAUACGUUUGAAUUUAACCGCUUUGUAAACACGUCUCUAACAGAGUGCUUUGUUAGUGUUGAUCAGAAAUAUGAUCCAAACUAUACCUUUGUAAUGGACAAUAACUAUUGGGGAACAGGUGAAAUUAUUAAAAUCAAAACGAAAGUAUGCGACUUUUUUCACGAUUCAGAUAAAGCCGUUGCAAAAAUUACUAACAUUUUUUCAACUGAAGCAUAUGAUAUGAAGGUUUCAACUGAAGACAUUGAUGACUUUAGGUUUACACGAGAUGAUGAUUUAAAUGCAACAAUUAUUGGAGGAAUUGUUCAAGCACAGUUAGACUUGUCAACGCUUGGUGAUGGCAGAUUCAUUGUUAAUAGAAGCCUUCUGAUAACAGAUUCUGCAGCCGUGUCUUUCAAAAAUGUAACAGUCUAUUUUGAAAGCCACCGGGGGAUAGCUCAAUAUGGUAAUUUGACAAUAGGGGACAAGGAAAAUAACUCAGGUUCUGCAAUUGUCAUCGCAUUUUCUACAAAAGCAUGGAAUGGAAUUAAAUUGUUUGCAAAAGAGUUACAUAUUUACAAUACGGAACUGUCUGGAACGCAACGGCUUGUAGAUGUUCGAGGAAACCAUUCGUACAUUGUCUUUAAAAAUUGCAACAUCAGUGAUGAUAGCGUGUUGCAAAACCUUAUUUACGCUGACAUGGCCAAUGGAAAUCUUUCUGUAUCUUUACAUAAGACAGCAGUAAAAUCCAGGUCUUCAAUGAUUUAUAUAAGAGCAAACGACACAAGGACAACUUUAAUUGAAAUGAUUGACAGUAAUUUUACCAGUAAAUCACACGUGAUACAAUUAUCAGAAGUCACAACUCGUGAAGAUAUGCGUUUGUUUACUGUCAAUAUCAUGAAUUGUUAUAUGUUUGUAAGUGGAAACAAUGUAUUUUACUUAUCAAGCCGCUCAAGUCACUUUAAUGGAACGAUUACAGGAUCGGAAUUAGCUCCCUAUUAUUACUUAAACACUGCAUACUUUGAAUUUCCAUCCAUGAACAUUGAAAUAGCUGGAAACACAUUUGGAGAUGCCAACAUGAUUUUACGAUUUCAAUUUUGUCGUCAGCUUAAGGAACUGUCAAACCCAUAUCCAAAGGUUAUUAAUAUUUCAAGCAACAUUUUCAAUAGCUCUAGAAGUGGUACAGAUUUACAGAUCAGCAAGAAUUAUUAUACGAAUGAAAAAACACACAAUAUUUAUGUCACGAAAAACGUUUUCGGAUAUAGCAAUUUUGUACAGAGAAAAAGAAUGUAUAUUUAUGGAUCCUAUUACUCAUCUAGCAACAGGCAUUCGUUUGUUGUUGAUUCAAAUAUGUUUGCAAAUUCAACAGAUGUCGCUAUAAACGUUAAUAAUAUGCACGAUAGUUUGAUUAUAAGUAACAACACGUUUGUAAACAACUCACAGUGUGUAUAUGUGAAAAUUGAUAAGGCGUUGAAUGUAGUUAAUAUCAUAAAGAACACUUUUCUUAAUAAUACAUAUGAGCAAGGAGUCAUUUAUCUGGACCUGUCCUUAAACAAUUACACCAACAUUAUUGAUAACACCUUUAUCAACAAUUCAAAUGUCGCUAUUGCAAUCACCUCUCCAAAUACAACAGUAAAAUACAAUUUCUUUGAAAAUAUGAAAGAUGUUUACAACGUGAAAGUUCUAGAAGAUGAUUACCCCGACAUGAUUGUGAAUGCUUCGUUAAAUUAUUGGGGUACACAUGAUGUCAAGGAAAUAGCCAAAAUGAUUUACGAUAAAGAUUACGUAGAAACUUUAUUUGAUGUGGAAUUUAGACCUUACCUGGGUUCAAAAAACAAGACGGAUGUUCAAAACGAAAAUAUCACAUUUGUUUCCUUAAACGGGGAAAUAGGAGGGAGCGUCAGUGGAGAAGUCACCUUAAAACUUGACAAAAGCCCCUAUGUUGUUGUCUCUAACGUGGAUGUUGAAAGAACAGAUGUUCUCAACAUUGAUCCAGGCGUUGUGUUAAUUAUGAAAGCGGGUGUUGGAUUAAAAGUUCAUGGUGAAAUAAAUAUUCGUGGGACAAAAGAAAAUUCUGUACUGAUGAAAUCAGAAAUUGCAGGCAAACCUUGGCGAGGGGUUGACAUACGGAACACCACUAGAAAUUCGACACUAUUUUACCUCUAUGUAAAUGACACAGAAGAUGGGAUACGUAUACAAAGCUCCAACGUUAUCAUACAUAAUGUUACCUCAACAUUUUCUCGUCAGUCAGGUGUCUUAAUUGACGUAAACAUGAUGCACAAGCAAAAGUAUUUCAAAAUAAGCGAGGUUGCUGUUGAAAACAACGGUAUUGACGGCAUUAGCAUAGCUGGGUUUGCGGCAAACGUAACAGAACUUACAAUUGAAAAAUGUGCCAGUGCAAACAAUUCACGAUACGGGAUCAAUAUUGAAACAAACACCACCGUGAAUUUUAUAAAAUGCAUCAUUGAGAACAAUAUUAAGAGUGGUGUACGUCUUCAGCAAAGCGGUGAUGGAUUUGUGCUCAUCAAUGACUCGGUCGUUAUGGGAAAUAAAGAAAAUGCAAUAACCGGUAUAAUUUCAGGUGGGAUAAGUAUCAACUCAAGUAAUAUUACCCGACAUAACAACGGUAAAUUAAACUGGUGGGGAUACUGGACAACUAAAAGCUAUAUCGAUUUGACUGACACCUCAAAUACUGUUCAAAACGUGUAUAUUAAAUUCAGUAACACCAACUUUAUAGAUAACGUGGCUGAUGGUGUAUAUAUUUCAAGAAACAGAUAUGGACGCAGUGAUAUGAAUAUUGACAUAGAAAACUGUACAUUUUCGGGUGGAAACCGUACCAUAGUUUUUAGCGAUAACGCUGUUUAUUGGGGUUAUACGACACAUAUGAAUAUAUCUUUUGUUAACAAUGUGAUUGAGGACACCAUGCUUUCCCAAAACCACCCUGUUGAUAGAAAUCUUAUAAAAAUCUUAUUACACUACUAUCAAAUUAAUUUCAAUGGUAAUAUCUUUAGAAAUAAUUAUGCAAACACAGGGUUAGAAUUGUCUGCAUCAAGAACGAUGGCCAAUGGCGAUGUUGAUAUUGUUGAAAAUAGUUUUAUCAACAAUAAUUUUUCAAUAUCAACAAUAAAUGUACAGAGUCAAUUGAACGUACAUCUGUACAGAAAUAUAUUUGUACCAUUGGACGGAUAUGACUGCAUUCUUGAAGUGCCACCCCUCAACAUAUCCUACUUUAUCAAUGCAACGUUUAACUACUGGGGAAGCGAUUCAGCCAUACAAGUAGUCAAAAGUGUAUGUGGUUUUGAAAAAGAUAUGGAUAGAAGCUUUGUACGCUAUAUUCCGUUCUUUGUAGAUGUAGACCGUGCUAAAACAAUAUCUGCAGGGCAGAAUGACUUGAAUAUGUCCGGAACAUUUGGUGGAGAAAUAACCGGUGAUGUCACUAUUUCCAAGAAAGAUUCCCCCACCUCUAUUCGAGUUGAUCGUUCAAUACUAAUCAGGAAAGGGGCAUCGCUUUAUAUUGAAUCAGGACUUGUUCUUCAGUUUGAAAAGAACAGAGGGAUUUAUGUACAAGGAUCUUUAAAGCUUCUCGCCGGGGAUUCACCUAUCAUUUUAGAAAAUGUACGAAAUUCAGCUUCCUGGCAUGGUCUUGUUAUAGAUUCUGAUGAAUUCCAAAGCAAAACAAUCCUCUACAACACACGACUUCUAAAUACAACCCAUGGAGUUAUGCUACGUUCACCAAAUGUAGAAAUGAAGAAAAGUCAAAUCCUUAAUUGUUCUUCACACUGUUUAACCAUCAAUCAAUUUAUGCAGUUGAGUACAUACGACUUUGAAAUGUCAACCCUGGACAACUGUUCAAAAAAUGGUAUUAAUAUAAUCGGGAAUGGAAACAUAUCGCUGAAAAAUAUUGGUAUUCAUAAGGUACGAGUUGGUAUAGGAGUAGAUGCAGGACAUGGUUCAGUGGAAGUUAACGGAGCUAAUAUUUCAGAAUCGAUUGAAGAAGCUCUUACAAUUUCAUUUUCAGAUAGAUAUAUGUCAAAAAACGUGUCUCUGAGUAAUUGUUUGUUUACCAGUUGUGCUAAAGGGGUAAAAGUACUAACAUAUGAUUAUAGAACUGACUUAAUUAAUAUCGACAUUUCGCGGAACAAAUUCAGUAACAUUGAAGCAAAGUCACUUUUUAUUUCACCCUAUGAUCAUUAUUAUUAUUCGAAUAAUGAUGCAAAUAAAACAAUUAAUAUCAAUUUAAAUUCAUUUACAAACUCAUGCGGAGUUUCACUCGAGACAUGGAAUAAUUUUAACACGACUAUGAAGGAUAAUGUUUUCCAUGAUUCUCUAUGUUCAAAUGACGAGUCAUGUUUUUUGCACGUUUUAACACAAGGGAAUAACAUUAAUAAACGUACAAGGCAAUUUAAAAUUUCCGGAAAUUUGUUUCAAAAUAUCACAUGUAAAUGCUUAGUUACGCUUAAUGAUGGGAAUCAGGCCGAUGCAACAGGGGAAUUUGUUUAUAAUCAACUACUGGAUAUAACUGCCAAAGAAACAGUUGUUGUCAGUAAUGCAUUGAACAUUAAUAUGUCUUGGAAUAUUUUUGACAAUCCAUAUUCAACAUUUGAUUUAUAUGCACACAAGCGAGGAGAAGAAUCCGUUAAUGCAACAAACAAUUGGUGGGGAAGUUCUGAUGCUAAUCAGGUAUAUAACAGAAUAUAUGACAGACGACGUGAUACAUUUCUAGUAUUGUUUUCCGUUAUACCAGUAAUGACAGAGCGUGUCAUAGAUUGUACUAAAGUUUCCAACUGCAGCAAUCACGGGGAAUGUGUUAGUCCGAAUCGAUGCCGAUGUAACUCAGGUUGGUCCGGAGAAACCUGCAUGGACUAUGACUGUGGAGGGGUUAAUUACUGUUAUGGAAACGGCGAAUGCACUGCACCGAACACGUGCAAAUGCAAUGAGGGUUGGAGUGGUGCACUCUGUAUAGUAGCGUCAUGUGGUCGUGUAAAUAACUGUAGCGAAAAUGGCAUAUGUUUCCGACCAAACGUUUGCACAUGCGCAUCACAAUUUACAGGAAAUGAUUGUAGUUCGUGCGUGCCAAAACACUGGGGACGACAAUGUGAACCAUGUCCGGAUUGCCAACACGGAAUAUGUAACCUUACUAAUGGUAUUUGUGAAUGUGAAAAUGAAAACUGGUCUGGAUACUUAUGUGAUAAAUGUAGUGAAGCUUUUUAUGGUCCGCAAUGCUUGCCUCUAAUCAAAGUACUUGAUAUUGUACCAAAUCUGGGUUUAGAUAAAGGUGGUUAUCUUGUACAUGUUUGGGGCCACAACUUUCCCAAAUCCUCUCGAGGAUUUUAUACCUGUAAAUUUGGAACAACAGAGACUAACGGAACAUGGCUGGCAUGGAAUCAUGUUGAAUGUCAAGCACCAAAAAUGCCAGAGGGAGUUGUUUCUCUUGAAAUUUCUACUGAUGGAAUUGAAUUCACUAAUGACAAGCUGAUGUUUUAUUUUUAUGCAUCAUGUCCUCCUGGAUCUUGCGGGCGCGGAAACAAUCCACCACAUGGUCAAUGUUUAUAUGGAGGUUGUUCCUGUUUUCUUCCCUGGACAGGAGAUAAUUGUGAUAAAGAGCUUCUUGUUCCUGCAGUACAGAAACCAAAACUGAACCAAACACUUGCUGAAGGAGAUACUUAUUCUUUACAACUAAAUCUUACACAGGGGAGUCCACCAAUUUUAUGGUCUCUUAUAAGAGGUCCAUCGGGUAUGGUUUUAGAUGAAAAUUUGGGAUUAAUAACAUGGAAGCAUGCGAGUGCAAAAUCUAGCGUAUAUACGGUAGAAGCGAAGGCAGCAAACCUGGUAGGAAAAGAUAGUGUCACAUGGAAUAUUAGCGUUCCACUUUCAUAUACAGUUUUUAUUGAUAAACUUGAUCAACUUGAGGGUAGUCUUCCAGUUCCUAAACCAGUUACCAUAUAUGGAACAGUAGCUUUCGUGAACGAAGAUGUGGCACGUGUUGUUCCAAUUGAUGUUUCCGUAGUCAGUGAAAGAACAGGUCGUGAAACGUAUAUUCAAGAAUUGUCAAAUCCAUUGGCUCCAACUACUUUCAAAACGACAUACUAUCCAAGGCCGGGCGAUGCUGGUGUAUUUACUGUUGGAGCACGCCAUCCCGGAUUGAGGUCAUAUGUACAGUCAAAUGUCACAUGGUCGGUUCGAGGCAUGGUCUGUGCGCCGCUAACAGUUUAUGUAAACGAAAAAAUCAUUUCUGAUGACAGGAUAGUGACAGUUUAUAAUAUUUCAUCGCUAUAUAACAUUGGCAAAUGUGUCAUUAAAGGAAUUUCUGCCAAGAUCGACGGUUUACCUGAAGCAUAUGCAAGGAUAUCUGGGCACACUGGAAGUUCAGAAUUUAAACUUUCAUCCCUCGGAGAAAAUGAGAAAAUUGACUUUGACUUAGUUAUCAGAAAUGCUAAACCUUUGUCGGGAAAAAUAUACAUUAUAUUUGGUACAGAAGAAGGAACAACAACUCGGUUAAGCAUUUAUAUAAAACUUUCUAUACGGAAGCCAUUACUUAUAUUUGAUCCGCCAUUUCUCCGCGAAAAUAUUGUACGCGGGAGUAUUCGUAUUUUUGACAUAAGAUUAAACAAUACUGGUGAAGUUGCUGCUAAAGAUGUUGUAAUAAGUUUGCCAAAUGAUCCGAGGUUAUCGCUAGUGUCGUUCACUUCAUCUGUAAAUGAUACCACCUUCACUUCCAACGCCACAGUGUCACCUUCAGGGGCCGCUCUAAUUUCUAUUGCGGUAACAACAGUGAAAACGGAAGCGCUAGGUGAAAUGAGUGGGACAAUUUACAUAAAUUCGGCAUUAAGUUCAACUCCGUUUUCGUACAAAUUUUUUAUAACAUCUCUCCAAACAUACAAUGUUACAUUCACUGUGAAAGAUGAAUAUACAUAUUUUGCUGCUGACGCACCAUUGGUUAGUAAUGCCAUGGUAAGGCUUGUGAAUCCAAGACGUGACUACUCUGAAACAAGAUAUACAACCAAUAGCACAGGUUACGUAACAUUUGAGAAUGUUUACGAGGACCAGUACUCUUUAUAUGCUGAAGCUGAAGGUCAUUCAACAUACGCCGGAGUUGUCUUGGUGGGCUCUGAUACUACUGAACAGGACAUAUUUUUACAGCGAGUGGCUGUUAAAUAUACAUGGAGUGUUGAGCCUACAACAGUCAAAGACGUUUACGUCAUACAGCUUGAAUCUACGUUUGAAACUCAAGUCCCAAUGCCUGUCGUUACAAUAGAGCCUGCUAAAGUCAACACCAUACCUUACGAAUUAGAGGAAGAAGACACGAUAGACUUUAAUAUUACCAACCACGGACUGAUCAGAGCAGAUAAUGUCCGAUUUAGUCUACCGACCGGUCAUCCUUACCUAAAAUUUGAAAUGACUGUAGAUUUCAUCGGAAGUGUAGAAGCAAAUACAUCGAUCAUUGUUCAAGUCAAAGCAACACUGAAAAGCAGAGUAAAACGUAAUGUAAUCGCUCUUGCUAUAUGUGGCCUCGCUUUACUGUAUGACUAUGACUGUGGUGGCACACAGACGCGUAACCUUGACGUGACAUUAACACGAGAGUAUCCAGGAAGACCACCACUGCCUUGUGGUUUAGGCGGCGGCGGUGGUGGUGGAGGCGGCGGCGGUGGUGGCGGUGGAGGAGUUUAUUAUGGAGGAAGUGGCACCGGAACUGGACGUGGAUCUUCUAUAACAUAUAACCCUACUACACCAUUGUCAUGUGACUGUGCAAAAACGUUAAUCAAAAGCUGUGCAUUAGCAUUUCAUCCUGUAACGGGCUGUGCAUAUGCUGUGACUGACUUAGGGACAGCUUAUAGCAGAAGUGAUGGCGAUCUUAUUCUUGGGACGCUGAAUUUUAUCUUAGGGAUAGCAGAUACGGCGUUUGCUUGUGUUUUUGGCUUAAAGUACACGUUUUGGGGGCUAAUGUAUACAUCUGCAAGAUGCUUCGUAGAUGCAUACUUCAAUUGUAAAGAUGAUAGAAAACGACGAGAAAUUAGCUCCGAUGUUGUGGAUAAUAUGAUUUCCUCAGCUCAACCAAUUGACAACUUCUUGAUAAUGCUGACUGAAAUUCUGGGAGAUAGAGACAUGUACAACUUCGAGAGCACAACCUGGUAUCAAACAUUCAAGAAAUCUGUUGGUGAAGACAGUGAAAUUGGGGCAUUAUUGUCAAUCGAUGAGGCAACGCAUGUGCUGAACACUCUAGCAGAUGAGGCAGCCAAGAAAAACAUAAGCUUAUUUCUUGAACGUUGGAAUAAUACGGCGGCAGCAUGGGAGAAUGGUACAUUGAAGGAGCUUAGUGAUACAAGUCGCGUUAUAAGCCUUACCCGAUUAACACCUAGAAUCGAACAAUAUCUUGACGAUAUUGAGAGUGCAAGUGCUAAAGGCUUUGACACCAUUUUCGAUGAAUUUAGCCACGCAACAAACACAUACAAAGCAGCAAAACAGAAUGAGAUAUCGUCUGGCGGAGGCUCACAGAAAGAUGACGGUGUUUGCGCACGUGUCAGGGUACGAAUAGUACAGGAACUUGUCCUUACCAGAGACGCGUUCAAUGCCAAAUUAGAGAUUGAAAAUGGCGAAAAUUCCGACUUAGAAUCUAUAAAUGUUGAAAUUCAAAUCAAGGAGACUUUCGGAUCAGGGGAACUUUUAAAUGACAAGUUCUCAAUAGGUAAACCAACAUUGAUUGGUAUAAGUGGAGUAGAUGGUACAGGCACAUUGGGAAAAGAUAUGUCUGGCUCCGCAGAAUGGUUGAUCAUUCCAUACAGUAAUGCAGCCCCCGAAGACGAUACUCAGUAUGAUAUAGGUGGACGGUUAUCUUACAGUGUAGGAGGCUCAGAGUUUUCUGUACCUCUCUUACCUGAUACAAUUAAUGUGAAACCGAAUCCAAGUCUUGUUGUGCAUUACUUUCACGAAAAAUACGUGCAAGGUGACAACCCACUUACGCCAGAAAAAGAACCUAUAUUGCCAUUUAGUCUUGCUGUAAUGGUGAUGAACAAUGGGUAUGGCGUAGCGAGAGCUUUAAAAAUAACAUCAGGACAACCAGAAAUAAUAGAAAACGAAAAAGGUCUUCUUAUAACAUUCAAAAUAAUUGGAGCACAGAUUGGCAACCAUCCGAUCUCCCCAUCACUGGCAGUUAAUUUUGGGGAUAUAUCAUCUUUUGAAACUAAAACAGCAAGAUGGUUAAUGACAUCAACGUUAAUGGGAACAUUUUACAACUACAGCGCCUCGUUUGAAAAUAUUAAUCCUUUAGGCGACCCCCAGCUUUCCUUGUUAGAUGAUCUUGGUUAUCAUGAAUUAGUUCACCUUGUAAGAAUUGGCAUAUCUACAGAAGAUGAUGGAAUUGAUGACUUCCUUGUCAAUGACAAAGUUGAUAACGAGGGUUUGCCUGAUAAGUUAUACAACAGUGCAAAUGGCAGCGAUGUUCUCAAAGUUGAUACAGCAAACGUUACUAAUGUAAAUGUGUCUGUUUUCAAUUCAAGUAAGAACUAUAAGAUCGUCACACUUACUGUAAAAACAAAUUUGUCUGUUUGGUUCUACACCAGACUUGAAAAUACUUUCACCAGUCCUGACCCAGCAAUGAAAGAGUUUUUGCUACAUGCGCAUCUUUAUAGCAACGGAAAAGAAUUGCUUGUUGACAAAAAUGUUUGGCAGACAACACAUAUCGGUAACACUUUCUACCUUCACCUUUUAGAUUAUGUUGAAGAUAUUUCUUCAGACAAAACUCCUACAGACGAUUCUGAAGUUGAGAUAGAUUAUGUGUUAAUUUAUGGACCUCGCAAUAUGUAUCCGCCACGGUUUAACUCGACAACGUAUAAUGUGAAGGUAUCAAAGUCACAAGCAGUUGGUUCUGAAAUUAUUACAAUUCAUGCAUAUGAUAUUGAUAAAGACGAAAUUGAACUCAGUUUCAGAAGAAAUAAUAUAGAAUAUUUCAGCAUCAUCCAGAAAUCGAAAACAUCUGCAGUUAUAGCUGUUAAAUAUAGUCCAUUGGAGCUUGGGAAGACGGUAUUAGAAGUAAUUGCAAAGGACAGCGGAAUCCCACCAAAACAUGCCUAUGUGAAUGUCACUAUAACUGUUACAGACUCGAACACCACGGACACAACGUCAGCUACACCUGUCCCUGAAGCCACAAAAGGACGAUCAAGCUUUUCUACCACAGAGUCAACGAUUGAGUCAAGAUCAAGUACCAUUUACUCUACUACCUUUUCAAGCCGAUCUUCGUCGUAUAUUCCCGUGUCUAACACAACCUUGUCAACUGUGUCGAAUCCCGUGACAGCUACAACCUUGACAGCUACGUCAAGUUCCGUAACAAAUACUUCCUUUUCAACUGCGUCAAAUCUAAUGACAAAUACAACAUUGUCUUCUGUGUCAAAUCCUGUGACAAAAACCUCCUUCUCAACUGCGUCAAAUAUAUCCACUACAAACUCUCAAUUUCCUAAAAACACAUCAACUACAGAAAUACCCAGUACAUCUACGGAAGAAAAUAAUCAAGGGACAACCGUAUCGUCCUCUUCUAAAGUUCACGCUGAAGUAUAUUUAGUGUUUCUGGUGUUUCUUUCAUGUUUAUCUUUAUAAAACGGAUCAGCAUACUGACCUGCUAUAUGCCGCGAAAAAUUCAAAUUUACGCACGCAACAUUUUUUCCGGCAUGCAUAGAGCACUAGCCUUUUUCAAAAGAAAUGAAAACAUUAUAUUGAUGUAUUUUACACUGUUUGCCUUUGAUCAAUUUAUAUAAUCAGAGUAUAUUAUAAGUCCAUCUAUGUAUCAUUUAUUAUAUUCACAUCGUUUCAGAAGUUGAGAUAGAUUAUGUGUUUAUUUAUGGACCUCGUAAUAUGUAUCCGCCACGGUUUAACUCGACAACGUAUAAUGUGAAGGUAUCAAAGUCACAAGCAGUUGGUUCUGUCAUGCAUAUGAUAUUGAUAAAGACGAAAUUGAAUUCAGUUUCAGAAACAAUAAUAUAGAAUAUUUCAGCACCAUCAAGAAAUCGAAAACAUCUGCAGUUAUAGCUGUUAAAUAUAGUCCAUUUGAGCUUGGGAAGACGGUAUUAGAAUUAAUUGCAAAGGACAGCGGAAUCCCACCAAAACAUGCCUAUGUGAAUGUCACUAUAACUGUUACAGACUCGAACACCACGGACACAACGUCAGCUACACCUGUCACUGAAGCAACAAAAGGACGAUCAAGCUUUUCUACCACACAGUCAACGAUUGAGUCAAGAUCAAGUACCAUUUACUCUACUACCUUUUCAAGCCGAUCUUCGUCGUAUAUUCCCAUGUCUAACACAACCUUGUCAACUGUGUCGAAUCCCGUGACAGCUACAACCUUGACAGCUACGUCAAAUUCCGUAACAAAUACUUCCUUUUCAACUGCGUCAAAUCCAAUGACAAAUACAACAUUGUCUUCUGUGUCAAAUCUUGUGACAAAAACCUCCUUAUCAACUGCGUCAAAUAUAUCCACUACAAACUCUCAGUUUCCAAAAAACACAUCAACUACAGAAAUACCCAGUACAUCUACGGAAGAAAAUAAUCAAGGGACAACCGUAUCGUCCUCUUCUAAGGUUCACGCUGAAGUAUAUUUAGUGUUACUGGUGUUUCUUUCAUGUUUAUCUUUAUAAAACGGAUCAGAAUACUGACCUGCUACAUGCCGCGAAAAAUUCAAAUUUACGCACGCAACAAUUUUUGGCAUGCAUAGUGCACUUGCCUUUUUCAAAAGAAAUGAAAACAUUAUAUUUAUGUAUUUUACACUUUUUGCCUUUGAUCAAUUUAUAUAAUCAGAGUACAUUAUAAGUCCAUCUAUGUAUCACUUAUUAUAUUCACAUCGUUUCUAGUUUUAUCUCUAUCUUCUUUAUUAUCUUUAUCUAGUUCUGUUAGUUUCAUUCUUAUGCAUAUAUAUGUAUUUUACACUUUUUGCCUUUGAUCAAUUUAUAUAAUCAGAGUAUAUUAAAAGUCCAUCUAUGUAUCAUUUAUUAUAUUCACAUCGUUUCUAGUUUUAUCUCUAUCUUCUUUAUUAUCUUUAUUUUGUUCUGUUAGUUUCAUUCUUAUGCAUAUAUAUCAUCAACAUUCAUGGUAAAUGCUUGUUUAACACUUAUGUGCGGUUGUUUCCGUUAUUAAUCAUCAUAAGGAAUGAUGUUGGCCAAAGUAUCGACCUGUCAAACACCAUUUAAAAGCAAGAUUAUUUUAUGAAAGUUUUAAAUUCUAGUUUUCUUUAUGAAUUAAUUUUGUCAUUAUUGUCCAGGACCCAGUUGUUCACUUAACCAGAACCAAUUUGAAAAAACUAUUUUAUGAACUGUGAAUAUUCCUUAUUGUUAUCUUUGUAAAAUUAUAAUUUGUGUUUCUAUAGUUACAGCUACUACGUCAGGAGCACAAAUACAAAUAAUUAUGUUACUUUAACUUUCUUAUUCCAUAUUUCUAAACAUUUUAUGAAACAUAAUUAUUAUUAUAUUAAAUAAAUUGAUGUGUACAUUAGCCGA